Tigriopus californicus is the source of this 2672-nucleotide messenger RNA. RefSeq names its product programmed cell death protein 10-like (gene Ccm3). The coding region runs from base 631 to 2496 and encodes 621 amino acids. The record is from RefSeq and is a predicted model, not a curated record. Gene Ontology annotation, biological process: regulation of Golgi organization; positive regulation of MAP kinase activity. The transcript is spliced from 5 exons. Gene Ontology annotation, cellular component: FAR/SIP/STRIPAK complex; Golgi apparatus. Lineage: Eukaryota; Metazoa; Arthropoda; Copepoda; Harpacticoida; Harpacticidae. Gene Ontology annotation, molecular function: protein kinase binding.
CGCCAAUCUUUGUCUCAAAGAGUUGUGAUGAGAAGAGGAAAGUCAGGGCAAUCUACCGGCUUGUCAGUGUUCGUUACUACUGGAUCCGUGUGAUCCAUGGGUGUGAGUGCGUGUUCAAAGUCAAAGCUUCCGAGCGAUUUCUCCCGUGGUGUUGGUUGUUGGCAUCAUUAAGCAUUGUGAUUUGGCCAUAUCUUCAUUAAGGAGAAGUAAGCGACUGUGGUUCGCAAAAUCUGUUGUGCCCCAUAGCUUUGGGGGACUAAAGUGUGUCGAGCAGAGAAACUUCUCGUUGUGUUUGUCACAUGGUGUCCUGAGAUUGCACUUUCUGGGAUAGAGGGAUUCCUUCUUUUCCUCGCCCUGAAUCGCGAUUACUGACUCCCCGGGUUGCUGGUGAUGGGAAAUUCGGUCGGGUUUCCCCAAUUUUUGAGUUGAGAAGUCUUGACUUUGACUGGCGGGAUAAUCCGUGGAAGGAAGGGCGGAAUGAAAGGAUGGCGAAUGACAAAACAAUGGUGCGACCCUCAACAGUCAUUGUGAGCGAGUGUCUUGAAUGCCAUUGAAGGAGAAAUCUAUGAGAAGUAAGGAUCAAGAUUCUCUAGAUCUUAAUCACAUGGAAAAGGAUUAGCCCUGAGAAAAAUGUUGACGUGCAAGGAAGAGCCAUUGAUUUGGUCCACGGUGACUUCCAAUGGUGGGAGUAAAUCCAAAUCGAGCAUACUAAAUCACAAGAAGUCAUCGACUUUGGCGGGCUGGAGUAAUCUCCCAGGGAAAUCUCUUCUCAUUGACCAAUUAGCCAGGCUCAAAUCCAAGAACGGGGACAACAAAGUCACUCACCAUGCGUCCAGUGGGAAUCUGGACGACUCCACGGUGCAAUCCAAGAGGCCUAGUCAUGAGUGGCUCAACAUUGAGAAAUCGGUGAGGUUCCAAUUACCCGAGAAGACUUCCUCCUCAUGUUCGAUCCAUUCCAAGACCGCCACUCUGCCCCCGCUACAUCGGGGAUACGAUGUAGAGUCCAUGUACCCGCCCAUUUUUUUCGUCCCAGCCUCUAUUGAAUCGGACCCGCGGUUCCAUCAUUCACCCAAUGCAAGCAUCAUAGUCAAAUCGCCUAUGAGCUCCUUGGGGAAGAGCCACUCGGCUUAUGGUCCCUCUUCAUUGGUGCCGCAACCGUUUUCAUCUUUGGACACGUCAAAGAAGUCCCUGCCAUCGUUUCAUACCGAUCCACUUUCCCUGCACCACCAUCAUGGCCAAACGUCAUCUAAAGUGCAUUUCAAGAAGGCCGAUCCCACCCCAGACACUCACACGAGUAAGGCCUACAAAAGCUUGAACUUCUUCAGUUGGCGCAAGCCCAGUUCCAAAACAGGCGGGGUGAAGAAGGCCAAGUCCAUUUCAGUUCUCACCGAGGUCGUCACUGACGACCCUUCAAUCCUCCUACCAGACCCCACCUCAGUCAGGUCCAAAUCAGUGGAUAAAUCUCCUAAUAAGCUGCCUCGAGUUCAAAGGAGCACUUCCAAAGAAAAGAGUCAGCAGCAGCUGAAGGUCAAACCGGUCACGAAACAAGUGAGUGAUAAAGCCACAUCAAAGACCGUGGAAAAGCCGGCCAUAUCCUCGAAAACGACUGGGAGUGUCACGUCAAAGCAAUCCAGCCUCAAGUCCAUUGUCAAGGCCACCAAAAUAGCAGUGACAGAAAUCCACAGCAAGCACAGUGAUGCCAAAAAUAAGUCCACGGAGAGUGUCCCAAAAGAUGAGAAAGAUCCGGAAUCCGCCUCGACUACGACGGUGGCUAGUGCAAGUGGAGGCGAAUCAGAUCCUGGAUAUGAGAGUGACCCGGCAAAUAAAUUACUGGACGAUCUGGCCUCGGCAUCCGUCGAGAUUCCAGAUGAGGCAGUGUUCCUUCCAUUUCCCAUCACGGUCAACUUUGUCGAUUCCUUGUCUGAUUCCUCCUUGUUGGAACAACAAAGUGUGAGUGCUUCCCAGACCCUCCGCGCGGCUCUGUGCAAAGUGGAGGCCAAUCAUCCCGGAUUUGCCUACGACCUGGUCCUCGGACUCGUCCGAAAGGGCGAUGUCUCUGUGAACAUGAACGAGAGUCUCCUCCGACUUCAAGGAACCAUUUCCGAGCAAGAGAACGGAGAAUACCGUUCCAGUCGCACGGAGGAACCGUUCCAGGAGUUGAACAAGAAAUCGGCGGCUCUCAAGAAGAUCCUGUCCAGGAUCCCGGAUGAGAUCACCGACAGGAAAACGUUCCUCGAGACAAUCAAGGAAAUUGCCAGUGCGAUCAAGAAGCUCUUGGAUGCGGUGAACGAAGUGUCCGCCUACAUUCCUGGAUCCCAAGGCAAACACGCAUUGGAACAACGCAAGCGGGAGUUCGUCAAAUACUCGAAGAGGUUUUCAAACACCCUCAAAGAGUUCUUCAAGGAGGGACAGCCAAAUUCCGUUUUUGCGUCAGCCACGUAUUUGAUCUACCAAACCAACCAAUUGAUGAUCACCGUAAAGGAUAAAUGUGAAUGAAUGAACGUACCACUAAAAGGACAACAACAGCUACGAAAAAAAUCAGGAUCACCAUUCCAUUCCAUUCCAAAGUCGCGGACUAACCUUGUUUUCCCAGAUUAUUAAUCCAAGUAUUUUAUCACUAGAACCCAUGUUCUAAAGAAACGUCUAACAAUAAAAAAAAACACUUUCCACAA